AUGCAGCGUUCAGCUCCUCAGCCUCCUGAGACCUACCACACCCCGCCGUUCCCAUCCCUCAACGUCGAGACGAUCUACGACAAGACCCCCGACAGAAGAUUCACGCUCUACUAUAUUGGCGAUAUCUGGCGAUUCACCGUCGUCUGGACACUCGUCUUCUUCGCCCUCUUCCACUUGGCUGCCGUCGUCAUUGCCAUCUUCACCCACGGCCGCAAGAUCUCGUCAUGGAAGUACCUAUGGGCUGUCCCUUUUGUCUACUUGACUGUGGCGGCCAUCGAGGCCGUUUUGUCAGGUAGUCUCGUCGGUUUAGUACUUGGUGCGGUGUAUGGUGCCGGGUACUACGAGAUGAACACAUGGAUUCCUUGCACGUGGGGGUUUAUAUGCGUCCUCAUUCUCAUUAUAUCGUCCUUCUCUAUUCAAGGUGGAUUAUAG
Clonostachys rhizophaga is the source of this 432-nucleotide messenger RNA. Lineage: Eukaryota; Fungi; Ascomycota; Sordariomycetes; Hypocreales; Bionectriaceae. The record is from the annotation of a GenBank genome assembly.